Melampsora larici-populina 98AG31 is the source of this 678-nucleotide messenger RNA. RefSeq lists its product as uncharacterized. The record is from RefSeq and is a predicted model, not a curated record. Bases 1 to 678 code for a protein of 225 amino acids. The transcript has 7 exons. Lineage: Eukaryota; Fungi; Basidiomycota; Pucciniomycetes; Pucciniales; Melampsoraceae.
AUGAGCUUCAGUGAGAUCAACGUUGGACCGGUUACAUUAAUCUCAACUGUUAUUGCGCUGUACCGUAACUGGGUUACGUUACUGGCCCGGGCCAAAUUACAAGACCUACUUACAGGUGCGUUAGCAAUUUGUGUUGCAGGUUUUUUUUUUGGUAGCAAGAUUCUCCGUUAUCGGCGAUCUUCCUUGCUGAAUCAACCUAUAGGUCACCUCACCAUCAUGGACGAUGAUGAUGUGACCACCUGGUUGCAUCAUCAACUCGAUCGACAAACUCCAACCCUCAACCCCAACCGAUGGUCAAACGAGUCAGAUGUAUUCAAUAAUACCGUGGUGAGUCACAUCGUCCCCAACCCGCCCGAAAGGUCCAAGCGAAGUGGUAUCAAGCAAAAGAAGGCUGUCAGCCAGGAGAAGACCUCCCUUCCUCAAUCAAAAGGAAAGAAAGCUGUAUCCACCGCAUCCACGGCCACCGCUGCCUCAGGACCAUCAAACCGACAACAUAGCGUCGCUCCCUUGGUAUCAAGCCAUGCUCCUUCCGCCAACCUGCUCCAAGACUCUGACGACAAGAACGCCAGGAUCCGUAACAAGAAAAAGAAACCCAAAGGCGCCCUGGAACUAAAGGACAAAGUACAUGAUGAUGUUGGUUUAUACUUUGGAGAACCAACAUGUGGUGAAGAAGAUUGA